AAAUUCCACGAUCCCAACUACAACCACUCUAACCUUCCCAUUAGUAUUUUCUAUAUAUUUACACACAACUGUUUGUUCUCUUCAUCCCCAUCUUCUUCUUUCCUCUCAGAAACCAAUGGCGAUUUCCUCAAUCUCUUUGUGUUAUCUUCUGCUCCUUCUCUUCGUAACAGGCAACGUAGGUAAUGCUACCGUGUUUACUCUCCAAAACCAGUGCAGCUACACCUUAUGGCCAGGAACUCUCUCUGGGAAUGGAGCUGCCACUCUUGGUGAUGGUGGUUUUACGUUGGCACCUGGUGCCUCAAUCCAGUUCCAGGCUCCACCCGGUUGGUCAGGCCGAUUUUGGGCCAGAACUGGGUGCGUAUUUGAUGAAUCAGGCAGUGGAAAGUGCGUAACUGGUGACUGUGGUGGCACUCUAAACUGUAUUGGUGGUGGUGCUCCUCCCGUCAGUCUUGUGGAAUUUACUAUUGGGACAAACCCUAAUGACAAGGACUUUUAUGAUGUUAGUCUCGUGGAUGGCUACAAUGUUGGCUUAGGCGUCAAGGCAUUGGGUGGCUACGGUGAUUGUCAAUAUGCGGGUUGUGUUUCGGAUCUUAAUGGGAACUGCCCCGCGGAGCUCCGAGUCGUGGAUUCUGGCUCAACAGUUGCUUGCAAGAGUGCUUGCGCAGCCUUUAACGCCCCCGAGUUUUGCUGUACUGCCGAUCAUGCCACGCCACAGACUUGCUCGCCAACGCAAUACUCGGUGAUGUUCAAAAAUGCUUGCCCGACAGCAUAUAGUUAUGCUUAUGAUGAUGCCUCAAGUACUUGUACUUGCACGGGUUCUGAUUACUUGAUCACAUUUUGUCCGAGUGGUUCUGGAUAAUUUCCUGUCAUGUUUCUUGGUAGAUGAUUAUUUUAUAAAGAAUACAAUCUUAUUUAUA
Messenger RNA from Populus trichocarpa (black cottonwood), 917 nucleotides. RefSeq names its product pathogenesis-related thaumatin-like protein 3.5. NCBI's taxonomy places the organism in Eukaryota, Viridiplantae, Streptophyta, Magnoliopsida, Malpighiales, Salicaceae. The record is from RefSeq and is a predicted model, not a curated record. Gene Ontology annotation, cellular component: extracellular region. Bases 116 to 859 code for a protein of 247 amino acids. The transcript is spliced from 2 exons. Gene Ontology annotation, biological process: defense response.